Molecule: messenger RNA, 1389 nt
Organism: Gossypium arboreum
Lineage: Eukaryota; Viridiplantae; Streptophyta; Magnoliopsida; Malvales; Malvaceae
Exons: 6
Coding region: 1-1389 (462 amino acids)
Source: RefSeq, a predicted model, not a curated record
AUGGUGGCAACGGACUAUGAGGGUUGUAUUAGGUUUGAUGAUGGUCUUAGGGAUAGCCUUAGAGUAUUGAUAACUCCAAAAAGGGAACGAGUUUUCUCGGAGUUGGUUGAGAAAGCAAAGAUAGCAGAGGAGGUAAAGCACACUGAGCACCUAAAUCGGGAAAAAGAAAGGGGGGUGCCACCAUGUGCUGAUUGUGGAAAAGGUCAUGAAGGCGAGUGCUGGAAGAGGACGAGAGCUUGUCUAGCUUGUGGAUAUAUGGAGCAUAGGAUCAGGAAUUGCCCUAAAAUGCCAACCCAAGUGCCAGUCGUGGGUCAAGAUGGUGUUCAACCACCAAGGGGUGGUCAGUUGCCACCAAGGGGUCAUGGGCAGGCCAAGGGCGGUAACUACAACAGACGUGGACAUGGAGUACCAGGCGAAAAUGUAGGCCAUACUAAGGUGAGACAGCCAGCUUUUUUUUAUGUUACUCGUUGCCGAGUAGACAGGGAUGCCCUAGAUGUGAUAACGGGUAUGUUCUUUUUUCAUGAGUUACCUUACACCACAUUUAUUGAUAUUGGAUCAACGCAUUCAUAUGUUGCAUGCAAUAUGACUGAACCUUUGGGUUAUAUGUUUGAAAUUACUACGAAUGAGAUUACUGUGAUAAGUCCGUUAGGUCAGUCAGUGGGAGUGAAUAAGUUGUUUAGGGAGGUACCCAUAGUAGUCCAAGGGGUUACCUUUUUGGCAGAUUUGAUGGAACUGUCGUUUAGUGAGUUUGAUUUGAUCUUGGGUCUGGAUUGGCUGGUGAAACACCGAGCCACCUUGGAUUGCGCUCCAAAGAGAAUGGUGUUAGGAACGACGGAGGAUAAAGAAGUGGUGGUGAUUGGUGAACGCCGAAAUUAUCUGUCGAAUGUGAUUUUGGCAUUAAAGGCUGAGAAGUUGGAGCUACCAGGGUUGCCGCCCAAUAGAGAAGUAGAAUUUGGAAUCGAGUUGUUACCUGGUACGGCCCUGGUGUCCAUCGCCCCUUAUCGAAUGGCACCAAAGGAAUUGGUAGAACUUAAGGCACUACGAGUUCUUGGUGACGCCAUUCAGGCUAACGAACGCACCUGCCGCUUUCAUGGAUCUCAUGAAUCGGGUCUUCAAACCCUACCUGGAUCAGUUCGUGGAUAUUAUAGGCGGUUUGUUGAGGGCUUCUCAUUAAUUGCUGCACCGUUAACUAAGUUGUUGAGGAAGGGACCAGAGCCUAGGAAGGAGUUUACGGUUUAUAAUGAUGCAUCAUAUGUAGGCUUGGGCUACGUGUUGAUGCAGGAAAGAAAGGUUGUUGCGAAUGCGUCACAGCAACUUAAGACUCAUAAGGUGAAUUACCCAACCCAUGACUUGGAACUAGCUGUAGUGGUCUUCGCGCUAAAAAUAUGA